Messenger RNA from Hylaeus anthracinus, 736 nucleotides. RefSeq lists its product as uncharacterized. The record is from RefSeq and is a predicted model, not a curated record. The annotation marks the transcript as partial. NCBI's taxonomy places the organism in Eukaryota, Metazoa, Arthropoda, Insecta, Hymenoptera, Colletidae. The transcript has a single exon.
AUGGAAAAUGCAAAAGGAAUAGAUACGCCUGGUCAUAUCAAUGAAAAGUUUGAUUCUGAAGUAAAUAACUGUGAUGUUCCAUAUAGAGAAUUAAUAGGUGCAUUAAUGUAUCUGGCCGUAGUGUUGAGGCCAGAUAUAAUGAAUAGAGUUGUGUUUUUAGCUCAGUUUACAUCAGCGUACACUAAAGCGCAUUGGAUUGCAGCAAAAAGAAUUUUGCGAUAUGUAAAACAGACAUGUAAUUUAGGUUUAACUUAUAAAAGAGGAAACUUUGAAAUAAAUGGGUACGCGGAUGCAGACUGGGGAUGCGAUGUAACAGAUAGGAAAUCCUAUACUGGAUACGUUUUUGUGAUGUGGAAUGCUGCGAUUUCGUGGAAAUCUCAGAAACAAAAGACUGUAGCGAUGUCAGCGGCAGAGGCCGAGUAUAUGGCAAUAACAGAAACUGCCAAGGAAGCUAUACAUAUUAAGAAUUUCCUUAAAGAACUUAAAUUGAAAGUAGAUAUUAAGAUGUUUAAUGAUAAUCAAAGUGCAAAUCUGCUUACGCGAGAUGCGGUAUUUCAUGCGAGAUCCAAACAUAUCGAUCUAAGGUAUCAUUUUGUAAGAGAUGUAAUUAAAAAUAAUGAGUUUGGUUUAGAGUACCUACCAGCAGAAAAAACGGUAGCGGAUGUCUUAACCAAACCGUUGUGUAAGCCAAAGCAUAUAUUUUGUUGUAAAGGAAUGGGUUUAAAGGAACUUGAAU